Molecule: messenger RNA, 735 nt
Organism: Iphiclides podalirius (scarce swallowtail)
Lineage: Eukaryota; Metazoa; Arthropoda; Insecta; Lepidoptera; Papilionidae
Source: the annotation of a GenBank genome assembly
AUGCAGAUGCGGUUGGUAGUAGUGGCGUUGAUGCUGGCUGGUGGACACGGCGGUGGAGUUACUAAUACUGAUGAAGAAGAUAUUUCGAAAUAUUGGGCGGACGACUUGAAGGUGUCGGGACAUUUAUACGCCAGGACCUCCGACAGAGAUUUGUACGGAGCGACUUUGCCACCAAGCGUAACCUUCGACGUGGCAGCCACAAAGUUAAAGGGUGGAGCGUUAGAUAUAACGGAGCGCUUUAAGCCCAGCGACCUGUCGCAAGCCAGCUCCACAUUCCCUUACAACUAUGGCCAGGUGUAUAAAAAACAAGCAGAAAAAGACGAACAGAGAACUGAUGACCAUUACAGUAAUUCCGAUUUCCGACCCUACGGCCAGGGAGGCGGCCAAGUAUAUUUAAAGCCGUUACAACGCGAUAAACAGAAAGACGAAAUUCCCUCCGGAGGCUUCAAGCCGUACUUCGCAGUCGGGCCCAAUCCUGAGGCAAGCGAUGGUAAUGAAGGUACAAACGAUGUUUUCAGUACUCCCCAAUUUGAAGAAGCCCAUGGUACUACCAGUGGAGAAGUAGCAGAAGAUAGCAGAGUGUACGCGACGAAAGCGAGAAGUAAAGUGAGGCUGCUCAGAGGAAACUCGCUUCAGUCGCGCAUGAAAUGCCGAGCGGGAAUUUGCAGGAAGAAGUUCACGAACAGAGUCUACCCCAGACCGGCAAAGAGGAUAAAAAAGAUCGUGUAUAACUAC